AUGAGCCAGCAACAGCUCUAUCUACAGGAGAUAGACCCGUCUCCGCUGGACGAAAUGGACGGUGACAUAGACCUCGAAGCCGCUGAUGGCUCCUCAAAAGCUUCUAGAGGCCCGUCGGGAGGUCAUGAUCUGCCAUCACGGCCGAAGCUGGGCUUAAGCGGCCACAGCUGGGACUACUGGUUGUCGGCCGUCCAGAAAUACUCUACAUAUCCACCUACUGUCUUUCUAGGGCUACACUUUACAAACACAGCACUUAUACCGCUAGCGACUCGGUCCGUGUCUGAAAGCGAGACCUUCCUCCUCCUCACCCGUCCAAUAUACCAGGCUCCAGGACUUGAACCACUGAUAGUCUACUUGCCUAUCUUGGCGCACGUCACAUCUGGAGUCAUACUCCGAUACCUCCGGCAGUCUCGACGAGCUCGGCAGUUCGGUGCAGAGACACGAGAGCAACGAAAAGCCAUCAAGUCAACUGGUAGGCCGGCAAGUGUCCAGGCGAUGCUAGGCUACGCGAUGAUACCGUUGAUCGGAUCACAUAUACUUGCCAACCGGCUUGUUCCGCUCUAUGUUGACGGUGGCAGCUCUGGAGUUGGGCUUGGUUACGUGGCCCAUGGAAUUGCCCGGUCACCUUGGCUCAUGGGGGCAUGGUAUGCCGCGCUCACUGGCAUUGGAGUAUGGCACUUUGUCGGCGGCUGGGCCUGGUGGUUUGGAUGGAGAGAAGUGCUGGUCACUAAGAGGGCUGCUCCAAGCCACGGCAGUAGCGCUUCGGGAGCCAACGGCGGCUACCUGGGCUCCCAGAAGGGUACCGAGCUGUACCAGAGGAAGCAGAGACGGCGUUGGAUUGUCAAUGGCACCUCGCUAGUUGGAACAGCUCUCUGGCUUGCUGGUGGUCUCGGGAUUAUAGGAACGGGCGGACUCGGAGUUGGAUGGGAGGCCAAAGGUUGGGAUGCCCUGUACAGCCAGGUACCUCUGCUCGGCGGCCUACUUGUGCCCGAUAAGUAG
This is a messenger RNA of Trichophyton rubrum CBS 118892, 999 nucleotides long. RefSeq lists its product as uncharacterized. The coding region runs from base 1 to 999 and encodes 332 amino acids. NCBI's taxonomy places the organism in Eukaryota, Fungi, Ascomycota, Eurotiomycetes, Onygenales, Arthrodermataceae. Gene Ontology annotation, cellular component: mitochondrial outer membrane. The transcript is spliced from 2 exons. Gene Ontology annotation, biological process: lipid homeostasis; mitochondrion organization. The record is from RefSeq and is a predicted model, not a curated record.